Pediculus humanus corporis (human body louse) is the source of this 4845-nucleotide messenger RNA. RefSeq lists its product as uncharacterized. The transcript has 16 exons. The record is from RefSeq and is a predicted model, not a curated record. Bases 1 to 4845 code for a protein of 1614 amino acids. NCBI's taxonomy places the organism in Eukaryota, Metazoa, Arthropoda, Insecta, Psocodea, Pediculidae.
AUGAAACUUUGUGAUCCUUAUCAACUUUUUAUAAGAAUUGAAGAUGAACUUUGUUCAAUGGUUCUCGAGUCUCGUAUUCGACAGUUAAACCUAUUAAAAGAUGAAAAUAAUCCAGCAUUGGCUGAAGAAUUCAUAACAGGUUUGAUUGCUGAAUACGUCAAACUAUUAACAUCUGCCUUACAAUUAUCGCCAACAAUUGACAACCUUUUGGGACCUCAACUUCAAAGGUUUGGUUUGACUUGGGAAGUUCUUAAUAAGCAACUCUAUCGCUCAUUGGUAUAUAAUCACUUUGAUGUACAACAAAAUUUAGUGAGAUUUAUCGAACAGCUGCGUAAAAUGUUGCCAUUUAAAGAUGAUAUUUAUCACGAAUUAGUUCAUCAAUAUUUAGCAUUGGACAGAGAGAUGACUCUUAUAGGUACAAUGUGGAAAAACGUUGAACCUUUAAUUCAGGAAUACAGAAAUUUAAAAUCGAAAGAAAAUGAAAAAUUAAACAAUCUCAUAGAUGCGAUGAAAGAUUUUUUUUCAAAUAAAUUAUGCACUUCGGAUGAUAAUUUAGAAGAGGCUCAUGAGAAAAAUCAUACAAAUUUAACACCAAACGGUGCUAUACAGUAUUGUCCUAACUGUAUGACAAGGCGAGGUUGUCCUUGCAACGAUUGUACCGUUACUCACAUGAUAUCUUGCGAAGAUAUAUUGUUGGGUAUAGAAUCGCCUUUAGGGAAUAACACUCCAUCCAGGUCUCGAUCUCGGUCUCCUAUAAAACAAAAUAUAUCAGAUAUUAAAAAUGGAGAUGAUGAUAGAGAAGAGGCACAAUCUUGUGAAUGCCAUGCUUGCACCAUGCCGCCAACAAGAUCUAAAAAUAACCUACACGGAGAAGGAUUUCGACUGUACCCGCAUAUUCAUGGGACAACUUCAGAAGCCAAAAAUAUACCAAAUGUUUAUGGUAGCCUUCCGAAAAAUGCAGAUUUUUUUUAUCCUCCCCUCUACAAUGUACAUAUCCAGUCCAAUUCGAUGGGAAUUGACAGUCAAUCAUCAUUAGUAAACAAUUCGGUGAAAAAUCAAUUGUCAGAAGAAGUAUUAGAUAGUUGCGCGGCCGCCGCCGCCGCCGCAUCUCAACCGUCAGCUUCUCCGCCUCCCCCUCCUCCUCCCGUUCAAGAAGGUCUUUCGAAAUCGCCUUUUAAACCUGCAUCAACCACUCCCAACGAAAGUACUCCUAAAAUGGAUAAUAAUUUUCCCGUUGAUAAAUCUCAGUUACCCAUCGCCUUCUCCAAAUCAACUGACUCGAUUUGUCCGAAUGAAAUUUUCCAAGAUGUUCACGGUGAGAAAAAUAAAGAAAACAAUUUUAAACACGAGGGAAAGAAAUCGGAUGUUGCGGAUGGUAAGGAAGCGAUUUCAAAAGAAAAAAAUACAAAGUUGGAAAAGCAUGCGUUAGAAAACGGUCAAGGGAAAACUCAAGGGAAUUCUAAAGGAAACGGUUGCGUAAUCUCGGGCAUUUGUGGGAAAUGCUGUUUGAAACAUGGGACGAAUUGUUUAAAAAUGCCAGGAUGCAAUAGCAAAGGGGCGGAUAAGAAUCCAUCGCCGCCCCCGCGAUUGGGAUUAUCAUCCAAUUCGAGCACGAGAACUCCCACGAGGUGCGUCGGUAAGGACGAACGUAAUGUGAGAACUCCAAAGCCGCAUUUGUGCACCAAAUCAAAGUCUCAAGAAAGUAUUAAAAAAACUGCCACUAAUAAAAAAGGAUCGGAAGUAGAAGAUUUGUCCAGUCACGAAGAUUCAUGUUCCGAGGGAUCAAAUUCGACGUAUGUCUCAACGCAAAAAGAUCCGAGGCAUUGCGAUUGUUGUUACUGUGAAGUAUUCGGACACGGAGUGCCUUCGGUCGCACCUGUCAGUAGAAAUUAUCAAGAGAUGAGAGAAAGACUUCGAAUGCGACUGAACAUGAAAAAAUCAGCCAAAUGCAAAACGGCGGCGGCUCCUUCCGAACAAGUUUCCCAACCGAAUCCUCAAAAGGUUGGGGGAAAUUAUUCGAAAUCUCAAAAUAAUUCAAUAUUAAAUCAAGAUUCGUACAAAGGAAAUUUAGAUUUAGAUUCUCUGCUUAAGUACAUAGAGGGUGGAAAAAAAGAAAAAACAAAAGAUUCUAAAAAAGCAGUCAAAAAAGCGAAGCAAAAGCAGAAGAAGCAAAAGGAAAAAUUAAAAGAAGAAGAAGCCGAGAAAAAAAGAUCUCAAAAUUCUAAGCAAAAUCUUCCGCCGACAAAACAGCAACAGCAAUUGCAACGGCAGCAACACCAGCAACAGGAACAGGAACAAUGCCUGCCCCCACAGUCGCAGCCUCAAACGUUAAAUUUAUCCGGUUUGAAAAGUUUAGUAGAGAAAUCAGAUCCGAACGCAGUGCCGAAAAUGGUUACAAUAAGAAGAGUCAUGUCUCCUUUCAGUGCGGAGCCAACCGUGACAAUAACCUUAAAAGGAUCGACUCCGGAUAAAGAUAAAGUUUUAUUCAUGUUGAAAAAUGGAAGCGAAGCCGUGCAACCAGAAAAACCGGAAAUAAAUGAAACGUCUAAGAAAAAGAAAAAAAAGAAGGGGAAACAAGAAUCGGAUGUUUACGAAGAGAAUGACGACGUUCCCGUGUUGUUCGAACAAUCUCCGGUAAUUGGCAACAACGGCAAGAAAAAAAAGGGUAAAGAGAUGAGCGUGGAAUCGGUUAAAAAUAAAAAGGAAACGAAUUUGAAAAAGCAAAAUCCGGGGGAGGAAACAUUGGUUUCCAACAGCAAAAUCAAACAGUCGUCGAAAAUCGGCGUAGACGCGGUUAAAAAUUCAAACGUCAAAAAUACGAGUACAACCGACAAUUCUAAAAAUUGUCAAAAAUUAACGACUGGAAAUCAAUUGAACGGUUCGAGUAAUUCUACCACAGUAUUAAAUUCAAAAGGAAGCGGUCAGAAAAACGUUUCCGGUGUGAAAAGUCAAAAUCAAAACGACGACAAAAGCAGCAAAGACUCGGGAAAUAAGCAGAGAAAUAAAAAUGAUGUCGUCGCAGGGAAAAAGAAUGUACAAAAUAAUAAUAAUAAUAAUAAAGUUGUUAAUGGUAGUAAUAAUAAAACUAACAAUAACGAUAACAGCAAAACGAGUAAGAACAGUAGCAACAGCAGCACGAAUGUGAAAAACAACAACAACAACAACAGCAACGUUCAGAGUAACACAUCUAAGAAAUCAAAUUCGGGGAAUUCCCAAAAAGAAAUGUCAAAUAAUAAUAAUAACAGUGAUAAUAGUAAAAAUUCAAAAAGUAACAGUAAUCAAAAUCAAAAUGGUAAAAAGGAAAAGGUUCAGAGUAGCAUAGCCAGUAAUAAUAAUAAUAAUAAUAAUAAUAAUGGAAAUGAUAAGCAAGGGAAAAAACAAAAAAAGGAAUCCGUGCAAUCCGUUGAGAAAAUGACGUCGCAACUCAUAAAUAACAAAUCGUGUAAUUCGGGAACCGUUCAAAGCAACGAUAAAAACAACAUGACGAUACUGCAAAAAUUGCAAAACAAGGAAAGGCUUCCAAAUUUGGAAAUAUGUCGAGCACAGGACGCGGGGGAAAGGUGUGACGACAAAAGUAAAAAUGUAUUGAAAGGUUCAUUGCAAGACGUUGAAAUCAAUUGGAGGGGUUCGACGGAAAAAUACGAUAAGGGAAAAGUAAUAAUAAACACUCCGAGUUACAGGUUGAGCGAAGUUUUAAGUAGCAUAGCUCCCUCUCCGCCCCCCAAGGAAGAAAUCAAUUUGGAAAAUUUAAGGCUUCCGCCGGGUAUAACAAUCACGAAGAUUGAAGGACCCAUGGCGAAGCCAGUUAAACCUCCGGUGCAACCUAGUCAAGUUCCGAAACCAGCCCCGCCCAUCGUUAUGUCGACUCCGAUAUUGAAACCCAAUCCUCCUCCCGGAAAUGUUAUAGUCGUGGAUACGGGACGUCUCAAGGAUGUCAUAAAAGAAAAUUCCCAAUUGGCAGCAUCGAUGAACGUGACGACAAGUUCUAAAAAGAAAAAAAAGAAAAAUAAACAGCAGGUGGAAAACAUAGCUCCCGCCAUGAGCAUGACCGCCAUAAAUCAGUCCAGGUUCGGCGUGAAAGUGCCUAAAAAUAUAUCGGCCCUCAAUAAGGGAGCCAUGUCGGUGUUGCCGAAUUUAGAGAAUCAACAAGCAACCAUUAUAAAAACGAGCAAUAACAUGGUGACGAUUCGGAGUCCGGCUUUGCAGCAAGCCAUGAACAUACAAGCCUAUCAAAACAGUCAAGCUUACAAAUUGGGAAUGAACGGAUACGGAAACGCGGGUUUAUUCACAGACGAAGUCACGAGGAUAAAUGACAAAAUGGAAAACCUUAAACUCUCAUCUCACGAUCCGGAUGAUAGAUUGACGCGUCAAAUGAAAAAUCUCAACAUAAAGGGAGGGGGGAGCAAUAGCAGCAGCAGCAGCAACAGCAGCAGCAGCAGCAGCAGCAGUAGCAACAGUAGCAACAUUAGCAAUAAUAGCGGCAAUGGCAACGGCAACAACAGUAACAUAAUCGUCAAAGAUUUGCUUAGCCAACAAUCUCUCACGUCAUUGUCGUCCUCAUCGCAAAAUUGCCAGACGACGUCGUCGAAAAAGAAGAAAAAGAAGAAGAAGAAGAAGGGAAAAACCGGUGAUGAAAAAGAGGUUGAACCCGUCGAAAGUGUUUUCCAACCCAAAGACAUCGAUUUGGAGAACGGUGACAUUGACGACGACGAAAGAGAAUUGGAAGCUUUCAAAAGGUUUUGUUUCCAGUCGAUUCCCCCGGAAAGGAAAAACAAGGUCAAGGUUAAUCUCAACAUAAAGGAUAUCGUACUCAAAAAGAAAUCGUCGGAAAUCGGAUGCAGUUGA